Molecule: messenger RNA, 1216 nt
Organism: Passer montanus (Eurasian tree sparrow)
Lineage: Eukaryota; Metazoa; Chordata; Aves; Passeriformes; Passeridae
Product: solute carrier organic anion transporter family member 1C1-like
Exons: 8
Coding region: 78-1064 (328 amino acids)
Biological process (GO): transmembrane transport; sodium-independent organic anion transport
Cellular component (GO): membrane
Molecular function (GO): protein binding
Source: RefSeq, a predicted model, not a curated record
AACUAAGCCAAGGAAGUGGUCAGUGAUGCUGAAAGUUCAACAGUUUUAUUGGUUUUGUGACUUACAAAGCAAAGUACAUGGAACAGCAGUAUGGACAAUCUACAUCCAAAUCCAACUUCCUAAUAGGAGUGACAUCCUUGCCUCCUGUAGGUCUUGGAAUUUUCCUAGGAGGGCUUAUAAUGAAAAAGUAUAAAAUGGGCAUCAUUGCAGCGACAAAGUUUUCAUUUAUCAUGUCAUUUUUGUCCUAUGCCACCAGCAUGUUACACUUUUUUGUUGGCUGUGACAACCAUGUGGUGGCAGGAAUGACAGUGUCCUAUGAAGGCAACCCCAUUCCGUACCACAACAAUUCCCUAUUUUCGGAAUGCAACUCUCACUGCAAAUGUGCCUCCAAUGUGUGGGACCCUGUGUGUGGAGCCAAUGGGAUCACCUAUGUCUCUGCAUGUCUGGCUGGGUGUGGGACUUCCGUGGGACAUGGAAAGAACACAGUCUUCCAUAACUGCACAUGUCUUGAAAUCAACCGUUCAUGGACAGGAAACAAUUCUGCCACCUUGGGGCAAUGUCCAAAAAGUGAUGAUUGCUCGAUGAAUUUCAUUUAUUACACAGUAAUACAAGUCAUAGGUGGAUUUUUCUAUGCCCUGGGAGCCACUCCUUCAUACAUGCUUACAUUCAGAUGUGUCCAGCCAGAGCUCAAAGCUCUGGCAGUUGGUCUCUUCACGCUCGUUAUGAGGAUGUUGGCUGGGAUUCCAGCACCAGUUUAUUUUGGCGCAGCCAUCGACAAGACGUGCCUGAAGUGGGGCAGCACCAGCUGUGGGAAGAGAGGGGCUUGCAGGCUCUAUGACUCCAAUGCAAACAGGUAUGUCUACCUUGGUUUAGGAGCAAUUUUAAGAGGUCCUUACUUCUUGGUUGGAAUAAUUUUUUAUAGAUUGAUAAAGAAACACUUUCAAAAUAAGAACUCCAGGUCUCUGGAGAAUGGACAAGAAGAUGCUGCUAUGAAUAAAGAAGACAAUUGCAAGGUCAAAGAACAUUUGCCAGGUUCUGAUGCAGAGAAUGAAUCCUCUAUUUAGAAAGAAAUUUAGAUAUGUGAAUCAGGUCGGCUUCUUUUAGAAACACCAUUCAAAAUGCUGUGAGUAACUAAAUAAUAAAUAAUAGCACUGUACAGAGAGCAUAACUAAUAGCAAAACUGCAAACAACAACAAUAAACACUAACAAACAAGAA